AUGGAUAAAGUUUUAUCACAUUUAACAAGUGAUCAUAUUUUAUUAAUUGGUAUUGUUGGUAUUGGUGUAUUUAUAACAGCAGUAUAUGAUAGUGUAACACUUGGAAUAAUCUUCUAUGCAUCAGUUUUAUUCAUAAUUUCAUUCAAUUCAAGAAAUAAUAAGAGUAUUAAUAAAGAUGAAGAUGAAAAUGAAGCUUCAAGUAGUGAUACCAAUAAUAUUACAAGCAAAAUUAAACUAUCAGUUCCAAAUAAACCAACUCCACCAACACCAACAUCAACACCACCAACUCAAUCUGUAUUAUCAAAUAGAACACCACCUAAACCACCAACAAUACCACCAACUAAAAUUACAACAUCACCAAUGACAUCGCCAACUAAAUUAUCAACACCAACACCAACACCACCAUCUCAAUCUGCACAAUUACCAAUUAAAGUUAUUCCAACACCAUCUUCACCAAUUGCAAUAAUUAAUAAUGUACAACCACAACAAUCACCAACUUUAUCAUCAACAAAUACUACACCAUCAUCAUCACCAAUUGCAUCAUCCAAAUUAAAUAAUACACCAUCAACAACAACAACAACAACAAAUACAACAACAGUUUCAUUUUCUUCAUCACCAUCACCAACACCACCAUUAUCAAUACCAUCACCAGUAAAAGUUGUUACAUCAAAUACAUCAAAAUCAGAUGCAAUUCUUGAAAAAGGAAAAAGAAUUGGUAAAAUGAUUCCACAAAUUCCAGAUGCAAUUGCAGAUAUAAAAAAAGAAUUUAAAGAGACGAGUAAAGAUAAAAAGAGUAUGUCAACACUUCGUGGUAUCAUUGGUGGUGCAAUUAAGAAUAUUUCAUCAUCAACAACACCAAUGACAGCAGAAGAAAAAGAGAAAGAAAAGAAAAGAAAAAUGAUUGCUCAAGAGAUUUUACAAACUGAAAAAGUUUAUGUUCAAAAACUUCGUGCAAUCGUUGAUGUAUAUUUAACACCAUUCAAAGUUGCUGCAACUGAAAAUCCUCAUCCACCUUUAACUCUUGAUCAAAUUCAUUCAAUCUUUUCAGAGAUUUUAAUCAUUUUCAAUUAUAAUUCUCAUUUCUAUAGUAAAUUAGAUGAAAGAAUGAAAGAAAAUUCAAAUGUUUUAAUAUUAGGUGAUUUAUUCCUUUCAAUUACUGAUUUUUUAAAAUCAUAUUCAGUUUAUGUAAAUAAUUAUACAAAAGCAAUGAGUACAUUAGAAAAAGUUAAAAAGAAUCCAAAUGUUGAAGCAUUAUUACAAACAUUUCAACAGAAUCCAGCAUGUGAUUCAUUAGAUUUAAAUUCAUUAUUGAUUAUGCCAGUUCAACGUGUACCAAGAUAUAUAUUGUUAUUGAAUGAAUUAAUAAAGUGUACCGAUCCAAAGAAUCCAGACUAUGAAAAUUUAAAUAAGGCAUUAGAGAAAAUGAAAGUUUUAGCAUCUGUAAUCAAUGAAAAUAAGAGAGAGGCUGAAUUUUUGAAUAAAAUGUACGAUAUUCAAAAUAGUUUAGAAGGUUUUAAUCGUGGCGAUUUCAUACAUCCAUCAAGACGUUUAAUAUUGGAUUGUGAAUUCAAUGAGAAACUAUUCAAAACCAAUUGUGCUCAACCUCCAAAAUCUUCUUCCACCCCAAGAAGAUACCUACUUUGCAAUGAUAUUCUAGUUAGAACUAAAGUGAAAGGAAAGAAACUUGUUGUUCAAGAAAUUUUCAAUGUAAAUGAUAUCACCUUUAAAGAGAUGUUGGGUGAAAAGUUAGCAAUCGUAUCUGGUAAUCAAACUGAUGUCUUGGUUCUAAAAUCUGUUGUCGAUGAAAAUCAAGAAGAGAAAUGGGUCGAAGCUAUCAAUAAUUGUAAAAAAACUUUUAUGUCAAAUCAAAAUAGUUUCGAAAGACGUUUAUCUUCUUCUUUCGAAAAUGUUGGUAUUUAA
Messenger RNA from Dictyostelium discoideum AX4, 1920 nucleotides. RefSeq lists its product as hypothetical. The transcript is spliced from 2 exons. Gene Ontology annotation, molecular function: guanyl-nucleotide exchange factor activity. Bases 1 to 1920 code for a protein of 639 amino acids. The record is from RefSeq and is a predicted model, not a curated record. NCBI's taxonomy places the organism in Eukaryota, Evosea, Eumycetozoa, Dictyosteliales, Dictyosteliaceae. Gene Ontology annotation, biological process: intracellular signal transduction.